Didymodactylos carnosus is the source of this 6992-nucleotide messenger RNA. The record is from the annotation of a GenBank genome assembly. Lineage: Eukaryota; Metazoa; Rotifera; Eurotatoria; Philodinida; Philodinidae.
UGAGAUCAUGGAACACUCAUAAUCAAAACAUUUAAUCCUAUUGGCCAAUAAAGACUUCGAAUAGAAUGAAGUCGAGAAUUGUAUAACUCCUAGCAGAAACUUCAUCGAUCACUAAUUGAAUUAUCAUGGUUUUUCAGAGAAUGUUUUGUUCGAUCGCUUUUUAUUUAUUAGAUUACGUGAGUGCUUCUUUGUUUUAUCUGGUGAAGCCAUUUUCAGAGAGUAAAACCGUAAAAAAUCAUACAAACUUUUAGUUCGAUUUUAAAAACGUGUUUUCUCUAAGUUCCGCCUUUGAUGAGCCAUUUUUAAUCUUCACGGCGGCCGGCUGAGACGCUAAAUCAAUCGGAUUCCUUCGUGCGGCCUUUUCAAACUAGUGCACGAGAUAUUGCUAAAUACCAGUCUACUGUGGCAAGCAUAAACUUGGAAAACGGAUUUUUCCCGACGCUGGUUUUCUAGAGACCCUCUAGAAAUCCUAUAGAAAGCCCUGAAAAUUAUUCCAUUGAAUUCCCUAUGAUUUUUUACCUAAAAUCCAGAUUUUCAGGUUUCUGGCUUCGAACUAAGGAGGCUUCGAAACUAAGGAAUUUAGUGAAAAAUCACUGGGCCGAUUGUUCUAUGUGUAAAAAGAAAGGCAAUUUUUCGGCAACGAAGAGGAAUUUCGAAGAAAAAAAGUUAUAACUUUGUUGCCCGCUUAACAGCGAUUCUACUCACGCAAGAAUGAUAGCGAUAGCUAUUGAUAGAAAUGAGUUGAUAGGCCGCCAAUCAGACGGCCUCUUUUUUGAGAUAUGCCUCUAAAUUAUUUUGGUAAUCGAUCACAUCAUAUCUGAGCAACCUCAAAACAUAUUUACAUAGGCAUUUUCAUACAGAGAUUUCAGAAAAAUAACUUUCAGAGCUCUAAAUUGACACCAGAAAAAAUCAGAAAGAUUUUUUUAGUACUGAGGGAUUUUUCGGUUUUUGAAACCUUCUCAGUAUUUUGAGUUUUUCUCCACGAAAAUGCAACUAAAUUCAACUCAAAAGGUUAUAUUCGGAAUCAGCGUGAGACGCUGAACCCGAGUGUAUGACGUAAAGUAGAAAAUUAGAUGUUGUGAAAUCUUUGAAUUAGCUGCGCCUUAUUUAUUAAUCAUCUUUUUUUGAGCGGGUGGGUAUUAUUCUCAAUAAUCAUCGCUUACGAAGCUUCAUCAACAAUUUUAUAAGAUCGAGACAUCCUCAUCAGUAAUCAGUUCCUCAAAGAUCGUCACUUUCGUCUCUCGAUAAGUCAGAGCCAUUUCAAAAAAUUGAUAAUUAUUUACAAAGAAAAAUCAAUGUGGUCAACCUCCAGAAAUUUAAUACAGAUUUGAAUUCUCCGAUCUCGAUCUGUUUUCGCCAACCGUUUCACUCGUAACAGGACUCUUACAAAUGGGUCCUUAUGAGAAAACAGUUUUGCAGCGAGAAACGGAUGCACUUUUCUUUGUCAGAAACCCUUGAUAUGUCAUCCUGUAGACUUUUUUUUUGUUUUUUGAGACCAUAUCCGUUUGACAUGUAAAGGACAGUUGAUCAGCAGAAAAUGUAAUCCGAAUCGGCUGUGAAAAUCAAGUCCGUCCUUAACGAAUCUUGCCCAGAAUAAGUCACAGUUACUGUAAUACUGAUAAAUAUGCUGCUGGGCGUUGAUGAAUCUUUUUUUUAAAGCUCCGUCAUUUUUUCAUCCUACAACUUCAAAAAGAGAUCGCUUUACAAGGUAAACGCAGGCAUCAGGUAUAUUACGGUUUCCGGUGAGUCGGACACAUGCAAUUUUUUCCCUGCUCCUCAUUAAUCUAUUCGAUGUGUUGCAUGAAGACAAAAUAGUUUAGUUUAUUAUUCGUCUCUUUACAGCUAUGGACAAGGUGGAAUGUCCGUCUUUGUCCGAUCUCGAUAUUAAUGUGGUCGAACUGCUAUGUAGGGCUAAUGUAUAUCACGUGGUAGCCAUCAAUGAUAAAGAGUUAGACGCUAAAGCUCGCGAAAUUUUAACAGUAUGGAGCCGAUGUGCCAUUACUCCUCCUCCUAUUGUUAUACAAUCUGAUUCGCUUGAUCCUGUGUUCAACACACUCACAAACCAAAAGCUCGAUGCUAAAAGCUUAGUUCUUUCACUUGUCGCCGACAAGACAUUCAAAGACUCUAUUAUAGACAGUCUUAAACGAUAUCACGCUCUUCACGAUAUCAUGACAUUACUGCCAAGUUGUUUGAACAUCGCAUCGUCCACUUUGAAUAUUUCUUCCAGUGCUAUGACUGAUUUUAAAGCAUUGGUAAAAAUUGUUCGAAAUGUUACGUCACGAUUAAUUCUAAUAGCAGUAACGGAAUCAAUGAACGAUGAUAGCCAACGUUAUUUCGCUAAUUUCAUCAGGAAAAAUGAUUUACCAGUUCCUCUUUCCUACUAUAUAUUCAACGUGAAUAAACUGCAAAUUGAAUACGUGAUUAAUUUCAACUUGAUCGUCGAAAUCCUCUGCUUGACAAAUGAUCGUAUCCUUCUUCAGGUGGGAAGUUCUUCUGCCAUCGGACAAGGUAAAUCAAGUCUUCUUCCAUACAUAUGUUCGGAUAAACGGCAUGAAUCUAUCAAUACAGCUGGAAAUGCAUUGUUACGCACUGGAUGCGUCGACGUGCUAUCAGGAACAAUUCAGAGUAAUAACGAAGGUCAACAAGCAUAUACGAUCUUUGAUGUUCAUGGUACUGUUCAAAAGGAAUUGAAUUAUGACUUGAUUCGCACUAUUCAGUACUAUGCUGCCAUUCUCAUUUUCUAUAUUACCAUUGAUGAUUUAGAAUCAGACACUUUAUCAGCCCUGUUUUGCGAUAUUUGUCGGCAACCGAUUAUUGUCGUUGUUUUCGAUCAAGAUUUCGACGAUAGGGAUAUGGAAUCGAAGUCAGAACUCCUCGAUCGAUGCCAAAAUGGGCUGAAGCGAUUCUUACAUACAACGAGUACGUCUUCUGUUCACGUUUUACUUGCUCCUUGUGCCUCAUUAUGGGUGCAAAAGUCAGACAAUCGAGAGUUUGACGAAGAGAAUCGGACACAACUCUUACGGCAGUCGUUUUCAGACGCUUUCACACAAUUGGAAUCGGCAAUUUCUCAGCAGCAACCCCUUAUUCGCUCUUCCUUUAUGAUACAGUCUCGAUUUUUGAGCUAUCGGUCAAGCAAUGCUCGACCGACUGUGGACGUAUGUUCAUUUGCCGUCGAAAACAAACUUAAGCAAUUGCUCGAAGGUUAUACUGAUCAAACAGACAAUUUACUCAAUGCAACACCGGUUAUUUAUUUACAAGGCAAAAUUCGCGCGGUGGAAAAACAGUUAACUAGACAUACAGAAGAAGACAUGAGAUCAAUUGUCGAAAUGGGAACUCAAUUAAAAGCAGAGCUAAAUAAAAUCACGUCCGUGUCAGCACUUGCUAGCUUCUUCAUUCAACUGCUAACUCAAAAGACGUUCGUCGAACUGCUCAUCAUCGAAAAAUGUUUGGAGAAAUGGCGGUCAAAAUAUCAACCGUUGCUUCUACUAGCUAUGUCGAAUAUAAAGGAGAGUGCCAUUAACUGGACGAACACCAUCAAGCAACAUGAAACAGAAGAGCAGGCUCUGGAGAAACAAACUUCAACCGAUCCGAGCGUUGCAGAAAAGCGUUUAGACAUUGCAGGACGUUUAAAAGAUGCUAAGGCACAAUUUGCCAACGCCCACCAUGAAAUGGAAAAAUUGGAGAAUAAACUCCUGAACGUUGAUUUGACAAUUGGAUUAUUUCUCGAUGAGAUCAUGGCCAUAGCUAACUUCAAUCCAGUGUUGUUCGAUACUCAGAAUCCUCAGGCUGUCAUUGAUCGUCUCGCCGUCUGCUUUGUAGGUUUGAUGAAUCGAGGUAUCGCAUUGCACAUUUUGCGUGGCCGCCCACUAGAGUGUCCUAGUCCACUCCUAACCAAAAGUAUUCAAAUCGCAGGUAAAAAUGCUCGAAGUCCUCCAUUUGUUGUAAGCGUUAUUGGUGAGCAGUCAUCGGCAAAAAGUUCUUUGCUAAACACGUGUUUUGGUACGAAUUUUCGCGUCAGUUCUGGCCGAUGUACUAUCGGUGUUUAUUUUAGUAUAGUCCACUGGGGAGAUUUGACUGUAGUUCUACUUGACACCGAAGGCUUGUUAUCCGUGGAGGAAGCAAGUGCCCUAUUUGAUAACCAGAUCGUUACUAUGGCUAUGCUUUCGUCCCACGUCGCGAUCAUCAAUCACAAGGGCGAGUUUAGCACAACACUCGGUUCUCUUAUUGGCAUGUCACUUUAUGCAAAAACAAAACUUGAAGCGAACAUGAAACCCGCUUUGCUUUUUAUCCUUCGCGAUCAAUCAGAUACAACAGAUGAAGCAAAACGCAAGCAUUUUUUUCCUCAAUUAACGACACUCAAGCAGGCUCUUCAGACUGACGCUAAUUUCCUUACGGUCUCACUUGACGACGUUUUGGACAUCAGUUCGAAUGCGGUAAUGUUGCUCUCAAAUGCAAUUGUUAAAGAUAUUGAUAAGAAGGCAGGCAUUAAGCAGACUUAUCGAAACAAAAGUUUUCCCAUUGAAAUUCAAGAGGUGCGACGCAUGAUUUACACUUAUCUGAUAUCUUAUUUGAAAACUAAUGUUUACAAGGAUUUUGAUAACAUGUCACGAAUGUUGGCCAGCAAUUGGUCAGUUAUUGAUCAAUUAGGACCGGAUCUCUUGUCAUGCAAAACAUUAAUCGAAUUGAGACGCAUGACAGAAGUACAAAGCAUGGCGCUUGAUAUUCUCAAACCUGCUGCCAUAUCUCUUAGCAAAAAACUUGACAAUUUAGUCGAAUACACACUGCAACAGCUCGAGCCGAUUAAAAUGACAAUGGUAUUGAUGAACAAUGCUACUGCAAAGUUUCAACAAGACGUUGAGACAACUGUGGAGAAGUUACGAACUCAAGCUCUCAAUGAGUUCUCAGAUAAGACGGCAAAAUCAUACUUUUCUAUCGAGGUGACAGAAAAAUGGAAGCGUACGAUUAUUUCGUCUCUUAAAAACUUGACUGAACAAUGGAAUCAUAUCUUCGACGAUCGCUUACAAGCAAGUUCUCAUGCAAAAAUUGCCAAGGAAGUCGAAGAUACACUUAUCGCUAGAGCUGAAGAGCGUUUUAAUCAGGAUAAAUCCCCGAAUGUUGAGCAAUUGCGCCACAUGAUGAAAGAUGAAAUCGAUAAACUUCGUUUAGCCUCGCAAAAGAAUCAACAAGCCCUAUUUGAACAACCUGCCGUAAUAACUGAGAAGACUGUGCGUCUCUACAAUAGCUGUCUCGGGCUGCAUACACAUGGGAGCAGCCGAAUGAUUUAUAAUAUGAUGCACAAAAUGCCACCUGCUAAUUUCAUGUCUUAUUCUGAAACGUUGGCUCAAGUGCUGCCCCUUCUUGCUGAUUUCGCUAAGCAAACAGAAAAUAAACCAGGUUUCCGUCAGCGUGUCAUGAACACUUUUGGUUUGUCGGCUGAUUUCGACAAGAUGUGGUCACCGUUGCAAAGUAAGAUUCACUGGUUCAAAAGUUCCAAUGCAACCAGUCAUCGCAAAAUCCUUUCUGGAAUUUCUUAUACGGUUCUCCCAAAACUACAACGCGAGCUCCGUCAAUUGGUUAACGUGUCUCAUCCCAUUUACAACAAAAUGCCCGUAAUGGAACAAGCCAUCGACGUAAUUGAGGAAGCAGUGAAUCUGCGGGAAGUUAUCGACCUUGAGAAGGACCUCAAUCGCACUGUUUUAGUAGGCGAUUUAGCUGUGAUUGCUCUGCGUCUGCUCAUUGUUGAAUCAAUUAAUGUCGACGAAAAGCAUUACAAAUUAAAAUCUUUGGAACUAAACGACCGAAUUAGAUCACUCGAGCAAAGUGUCGAAAGGCAAAUUGCUUCGAUGGAAGAUGCAAGCAAACAAGGAAACGAAUUGGCAAGCACAGUAGCUACCGCUCUAUUUAGCGAACUCAAACGAGUAGUGACUGUUAGAAUUAAGCAUGACAUUCGUCAAGCCGUUACAGAUUCCAAUUAUAUAGUACACGACAACGUCCAAAAUCAAGCCUACACCUCCAGUUUUACUAUGGGCAAUGCGCAGAAGAUUCUUAAGUAUGUAGCAGAUAUCAAUCGAUAUUUUCUUGAAAUCAGCUUGGAUUCAAUACGAGCCAUUUUCAAUGCCGUCAUAAACGAUCAAACCAUACAGCUUGAAUCACUUAUUAAUACAUUGCUUAACGAUAUCAAUAAUGGAGUCCAUUCGAAUGAAUGCAAGAACUAUGCCGAAGUUAAGAAAAUCAUUGAAGAAUGCGCCAACAAAUCGUUCGUGCGUAAUACCAAGGGAUAUACAAAUGUAAGUUUCAGAUUCCCUGCUGCUUUACCUAUGAAUAUUGACAACAGUGCUCGCUUCAAAUCAGCCUUUCGUAGUAUUCUGCAAUAUUCCUCCCAAGUUCCUGUCGAGGUCUCGUCGAUUAUCAGCUCUCUAAGAAGUGAAGCCUUUGAUGAAUGCGUAAAAACUAUUAAGCAGAAGUUAGGAUGUGAGGCACGAUGUCCCGGAUGUGGUGCAAAAUGUGCGGUGAUCGGUGACCAUGAGGAAAAAAUUGUGGUUCGUAUGCCACGUCCAGGAUUCGAGCCACCGUCGGAUGCCAACGCACCAGUCAAGAUUCACAAUACCAAUCACCAUUUGGCUCGCUGUCUGCAUGGAAGUCAAUAUCAUGGCACGAACCAACCUGUUUUGUUGAAAUGCUAUCAAAAAUGGACAAGCUCUUCAUUUCACUUGACAGAUGGUACGAUUGUGAGUUCUCUCUAUUUCAAUCACUUCCAUCCAUCUUGGUUUAAUAAUCUCGACGAAAUGGCACGCACAGCCACUGAUCGCAACAUUGAGCAUGCUUCGUUGGAACAACGCCGAGCUUGGAUGUUUGUUCGACAUGUAAUAUGUCGCGAAAAUGAAUUAAAAGAUUAUUCCGAUGCUACCUAUAAAACCUUUCCAGAAUCGUAUCCAUUGCUUGAAUCACUUCCAGCUGAUUUCCACGUGAUUUGGAAUGACAUAUCGCUGUAA